AUGGAAGGGGUUGGGGACCCUCAGNAUUGGAAGGCUCUGAGAGUGGAAGUUUAUGGAGUACUUCUAACUAAAGUUCCAUCACAACCUCCUACUGCCUUCAAGUUGAUCGCAAGCUCCUCUUCCAGCAUUACAGCUUCCUGGCAGCUACCACCAAUCUUUGCCAGACAUGGAAGAAACAUUACAGGGUUUAAACUUUUUUACAGAGAGGAGGACUUCGCGGGAUGUUUUUCCUUCUUCAAUAUUACCGGUGGAUCGACAUUAAGCAGACUUGUGACUGGUCUCAAAGAGUACGCAGGAUAUGAGUUUCAAGUGUUGGCCUACACAUCUGAUGGUGAUGGACCAAAAAGUUUUGUUGAAGUGGAAAGGACGAUGGAGGAUGCUCCUUCGCGACCUCCAUCGAACUUCUAUGUCACUGCAACUUCUUCUACCAUUGUUACGGCAUCAUGGCAACUACCACUGGCAGACUCCAGAAAUGGAAUUAUAAAACGAUUUAAAGUGUUUUACAAAAGGAAAGACUCCUCAGUGUCAGGAACCAUCCUUCCUAUCAACAGUAACUCAACUUUAGACAAAAAUGUCACUGGUCUUAAUAAGUACACAGAAUAUGAAUUUCAAGUGUUGGCCUUUACUUCUGUUGGGGAUGGACCAAACAGCUCUGUGGUUGUUAUGAGAACAAGCGAAGAUGUUCCUUCAGAGCCCCCUGGUGGCUUCACUUUGACUGCAAGUACUUCCACUAGUAUAACAGCAUCCUGGCAGUUACCACCAGAAGACUCCAGAAAUGGAGUUAUAACAGGAUAUAAACUGUUCUACAAAAGAAGAGGCAUUUCAGGGCCAGCAAGCAUGCAGUCCAUUAACAAUCAGGCAACUCGCACUAAAGAGGUGACUGGGCUUGAUAAGUUCACGGAAUAUGAAUUUCAAAUAUUGGCUUUCACUUCUGUUGGGGAUGGACCAAAUAGUACAGCUAUUUUUGAGAAAACAAAGGAGGCUGCUCCUUCAGGACCUCCCUCUCGGUUCAGUGUCACUGUGAACUCUUCAACCAGUAUUACAGCCUCAUGGCAUUUACCACCAGAGGACUCCAGACAUGGUAUCAUCAGAGGAUAUAAACUGUUCUAUAAAAAGAAAGACUUAGGUUUAGCAACCUCCUUGACUAUUGACAAUGGAAACACAUCAAAAAGAGUCACCAACCUUGACAAAUACACUAAAUAUGAAUUUCAAGUGUUGGCCUUCACCUCUGUUGGUAAUGGACCGAACACCUCUUCUGUUUUCACAACAACAAUGGAAGAUGCUCCCAGUGCACCUACGUCUUUGUCUUUUGUUGAUGUACCACCUAGCAAUUUACAUGGUCCUAGAAUAACCUUGUCCUGGAGCAGGCCUGCAAAACCAAAUGGAGUCAUUAGAAGAUACACUGUGUUUUAUAGUCACCACGGAGGUGCGGCAAGAGAGGAAUCUGGAUUAGACAAAGAUGCAUUGAGUCACACAGUUGAUGUGUUGGGUGGAGUGACUUAUCAGUUUCAUGUCAGAGCUGUAACUAAUAAACCUGGAACAAAUGGGACGAUAACUGUAACUACCACAGAAUACAGUGG
Stylophora pistillata is the source of this 1580-nucleotide messenger RNA. RefSeq names its product receptor-type tyrosine-protein phosphatase F. The record is from RefSeq and is a predicted model, not a curated record. Gene Ontology annotation, biological process: protein dephosphorylation. Lineage: Eukaryota; Metazoa; Cnidaria; Anthozoa; Scleractinia; Pocilloporidae. Gene Ontology annotation, molecular function: protein binding; protein tyrosine phosphatase activity.